Drosophila eugracilis is the source of this 2989-nucleotide messenger RNA. RefSeq names its product all trans-polyprenyl-diphosphate synthase PDSS1 (gene qless). Gene Ontology annotation, cellular component: transferase complex; mitochondrion. Gene Ontology annotation, molecular function: prenyltransferase activity. The transcript has 8 exons. NCBI's taxonomy places the organism in Eukaryota, Metazoa, Arthropoda, Insecta, Diptera, Drosophilidae. The record is from RefSeq and is a predicted model, not a curated record. Gene Ontology annotation, biological process: isoprenoid biosynthetic process; ubiquinone biosynthetic process. Bases 533 to 1813 code for a protein of 426 amino acids.
UUUGGAAGAACAGCUAGAAUACGGUGAUAUCCCCGAAAAUAGUGUGACCCACAGGUAAACAGGGGUCAUCAAUAUAGCCCCCCACCUCCAGUGACUUCAAAACCGCGUGGUAUAUGAUAUCCGCCGAAAUCCGCGUUCAAGUUCAAGCCGAUCUUAGCUUCGUGUGCGAUCGUUCUCACCUCUGUGGGGUAGUCGGAUACUCACCUCACCUGACGGCGCGCACGCGCAUCGAUUCAAAAGUCCAAGAAAAGCGAAAACACUUCGCUGGAACUGCUGAAGCCAAACGCAAGCAAGCCGCGCUUCGCUGUCGCCUCGAAAAUCGCCUGUAACUCAAACCCGAUAUCGCCUCGAAAUCGCGCGCUUUUCGAAUCCUGCGAUCCUGCCAGAAUAUAAACAAAAACCUACUAUAAUGCUGUUCACCUGUUGAACUCUGUGACUGUGUCUCGAUCAAGAAGCUUUAAGUCCUUCCCCCAAAAAAACCAAACAAAUUAAAGCCUACUUAACAAAAAUCUUAACAAAUAAAUCCCUUAAAAUGGCCUGUUUGAGCACUUCCGGUCGCGUCGUGUGCGGUUCGCGUCGCCAGCAGACGCAUAAGUUGCUCUAUCAGUUAUUCGGGUCCCGGCCAGGAUAUACAGCCCCAUCCCAAUCGACAGGAUUCAGUCCACCCAGAGUUCAGCAGCAGGCCAUGCGUCUCUGCCACGGAUUAAGCUUCAGCAUGGGCAGGGAUUAUGCCGAUCUGCUGCCAACCACCCACAAAUGCUCCCAGACGAAUAUGAGGCAGCACAGCUCGGUCGGCACACAACAGCCGGCUGGUCCUGUGAGGGACUUCCAGAUCGAUCCUUACAUCAUACUCGACGACGACCUCAAGUACUUCUACGACGAUGUGAGAUAUCUGCUGAAGUCGGGGACAUCCCAGCCAGAGCUGGACACCAUCGCCAGCUAUUACUUCGAUGGCCAGGGAAAGGCGCUGCGACCCAUGGUUACCAUGCUGAUGGCCAAGGCCAUAAACUAUCACCUGAACAACGAGUCACACCAAUUAGUACACAAACAGCGACAGAUCGCCCUCUUCUCGGAGAUGGUACACUCGGCCAGCUUGGUGCACGACGAUGUCAUCGAUCAGUCGGACUUUCGACGCGGCAAGCCCAGCGUGAAUGCUCUUUGGAACCAUAAAAAGGUCACAAUGGCUGGUGAUUACAUCUUAUCGAUCGCCUCGAUUAUGAUAGCUCGACUGCGCAGCGAUGAUGUGACGAUCGUGCUGAGUCAGAUCUUGACCGAUUUGGUCCAAGGCGAGUUCAUGCAGCUGGGCUCAAGGGAAACGGAGAACGAGCGCUUCGCCCAUUAUCUGACCAAGACAUACAGGAAGACCGCAUCGCUGAUUGCCAAUGCACUGAAGGCGACCGCUGUGAUUGCCCAGGCUGAUGACAACGUGGCCGAGGUGGCCUUCCAGUAUGGACGCAACAUUGGCUUGGCCUUUCAGCUGGUCGACGACAUGCUGGACUUUGUCUCCUCCACCGAGCAGAUGGGCAAGCCGACGGCGGCGGAUCUGAAACUGGGCCUGGCCACCGCCCCCGUUCUCUUUGCAUGCGAGAAGUACCCCGAGCUGAACCCCAUGGUGAUGAGGCGCUUCAGCGAGCCCGGCGAUGUGGAGCGGGCCUUCGAGCUGGUGCACAAGUCACACGGUCUGGAGCAGACCCGAUUCCUGGCCAAGAAGCACUGCAACGAGGCGAUACGGCUGGCCCAGGAGCUCACGGAGUCGCCCUAUCAGAAGGGCCUCCAGGUGGUCGCCGAUUUAGUCAUCAACCGCAUGAAGUAGAGCCGAGUCCAUGCACCUGCACCCUAACAUAAACCAUACACGUAAUGCAAUAAUAAUAGAGUUAUGUAGGCCACACUCGAUGUUUCGAUUAAGUUCGGCUCAGCCACGGGCUGACUUGUAAACAAGAAUUAUUAUUUAGUUUUUAGGCAUUUGUUGUUGACACUGUAAAUAAUUGCAUAAAGAAACCCAAUCAACACACACUAAACGGCCACGUUCGCUGUACAUAACUACGAGAUGUUCAAUGAAUUUUUAACAAAUUUUAUAUGCAAUGUUUUUCGAAGGAUUUAUUAAUAUAUAUACGACAUGGAGAUCGAAAUACGAGCAGAGCCAACCAAGCAACAAUAAGAAAACGGGAAAAUUGUACAAAUAUUUCUUCAAAAUAAAAGAAAUUAAACGGGUUGCCCGCCCAGCCGAGCAACAAUGAGGAACUACCAUUAGAGGGAAAAUGUUUAUUAGUCAAUGCAACAAAGAAGCGAGUGUGUAAAGCGAUAUUUAUAAUACGAAGCACGGAGAACACAAACGGCUUAUUUUAAAUUAAAAUCUUGAUUUAGGGCAUUUCAUGCCUAAAUGGUUCAAUGGUCUUUGCCUGCACUCUUUUCCAAGUCCUUCCGACCGCACAAAUUGCUUUUUCAAACCGAAAGCCCGUAGUUUAGCUGGAUUAAUAAAACAUUUUGAACCAUUCGCGCAUGAAAUGCAUAUUAUAAUAUGUUCUGUAAGAAAUGUAACGAGGAUUGUACGUGAAACAAUGCUGCCCAGUCUUAAUUUUAAUCCUUCCUUCUCCGCCUCUAAUGCAAUAGUAAAUUAUAAGAAACCUAACACAAAAUCGAACAGAAAGCCCCAUUUCGGAAUGCCUAAAAAACUCUUCUUAGCCUAAGUUUUUAUUUUUAUUUAUAAACACAACCUCAAUUAAGUCAGUCAGCGAAGUUUGUUUUUGUGUAUCGUUUUGGAAGAAAAACACCAUUGGGCUCCUUUACAGCCCGGUCUACACUGAGAAGAAGAGAAUGCGAACUAGACAGAGCAAAUUGCUAGGCCUGGCCAGUUCAUCGAUUCAAAUGGGUGCUGAAGACGAUUUCCCCACAUGUUAAAAUAAUGAUAAAGAUGUUGAUAUUGAUACUUGUAAUUACGAUAUUUGUAUGCUUAAAGAGAUGAAUAAAAAUUCGAUUUUGUAAAACAAAA